CGUUGGUCAUGUGCUUCUCUCCUUCCUUCUCCUUCCUCCGAUCCACGGAGAACGACGACGAGAGGAGGAUUCGCAGGGGAAGCGAUCAAAGUGAAGUUGGCGAUAAGAGAUAUCGACGAUGUAUGCUCAAGCGGGGCUUCAUCUGCCUUCGGUCUUCUCCCACGGCUUCUUCCAUGACUACAGCGGCGGCCACUACUCGUACCUACCGUUCUCCGACGAGGGCUUUCUCUCCCACCGAUUCUAUGUCGGAGUCGAGGACGGUCGGCAUAACUUGGCCAAUAUGGCACAGGCACCCUCUGUUUCAGAAUAUGAUAUGGGAGGAGAAGGAGACCUAUUCAAAGCUCCAGAACCCAUCUUAGAAGAUCCAGCACUUGAUCCCAUGGCUAAUGCCAUGUCCAUUAUAUCAGGUGGAGGAGAUGUCAUCACAGAAACAAUCAAGGCUGCAGAUAUAGAGUCAAUCCAAAACGAUCAUCUCACUGACAUUUACUUUGAGUGCAAGAAGGACCUUAUGGAGAAAUCGGAAAUUGAAGAGCCAAUUUCUCAGCUCCUAGAAGAAUUGAAGAUUCCGGCAGUUGGGAUGGCCGGUGUUCCACCCCCUGGAAAAAUUCGCCGAGUAGAAAGAUCAAUUCAGAAAAGUGCAAGUUCUGAGUGUUUAAGCUCAUUAGAGUGGUUCCCUAGUUGCAGUAGAAGACUAGACUUCCUUGAUUUCCAGGGAUUGGAUUUUGAAGCUGCACUUGGUUUGAGGAGAGCAAGCAGCGAAGGAGAUGUUCAGAAUCUUGGCAAUAAGAGCACAAACUCAAGAAAUGCCACCACUGUAUGUUCUUCAUUCGAGCAACCCUUUUCCAUCAGUGAAAAUAAGACAGAGCUGCGACUACAAAAACUUUCCAGAUACAGGGAGAAGAAGAGUAAGAGAAACUUUGGCAGAAAAAUCAAGUAUGCUUGCAGGAAGGCUCUUGCUGAUAGUCAGCCUAGGAUUAGGGGAAGGUUUGCAAAGACGGAAGAUAACAUAUCCACUCAAAUAGUUAACUACGCAAGAUGUUGAAGCUGGUAGCAGCCCAUGAACUCCCUUGUUGACAAGGCUAAUCAUGAAGUUGAGAGAACAAUGAGAUGGAAGAGAUGAGGCCAGUAGCCAUAUAUGGACAAAUUUUCUUUCAUUAGGAUAAUAUUCAUGAUUCAUGAUGCAUCUUUCUAUCUUAUAGUAUCCACCACAGUAUGUAGAAAUUAAUGCACUUGUUCUUCUGUGCAGUAGUUUGAAUAAAAAGGAAAUUGAUGGUUUAUCGAUUUUGGUUA
Messenger RNA from Zingiber officinale, 1290 nucleotides. RefSeq lists its product as uncharacterized. The record is from RefSeq and is a predicted model, not a curated record. Bases 119 to 1042 code for a protein of 307 amino acids. Gene Ontology annotation, biological process: regulation of flower development. Gene Ontology annotation, cellular component: nucleus. The transcript is spliced from 4 exons. Lineage: Eukaryota; Viridiplantae; Streptophyta; Magnoliopsida; Zingiberales; Zingiberaceae. Gene Ontology annotation, molecular function: protein binding.